Molecule: messenger RNA, 12305 nt
Organism: Porites lobata
Lineage: Eukaryota; Metazoa; Cnidaria; Anthozoa; Scleractinia; Poritidae
Source: the annotation of a GenBank genome assembly
GGUGGUCUUGCUUUGUAAAUUGCAAUUCCACCACUUCUUCUGGUGAAAUGGCCUCUCCCGUUCCAGAAAACGAGAAAAUCGCAGGUUCGGAAGUUGUACGAGUGAAAGGGGACAUAAGCGAAAUUGACUGGACAAGCAUUUCUCGUUCUGUAUUUGUAACAGGCUUUCGAGCACACACAACACCCGAGGAACUUAUUAUUCACUUUCAGCGUCGGAAAAAUGGCGGCGGGGAUAUUGAGAAAAUCAUCCUGAGCAAAAAGGGAACAGCAGUGAUAACAUUUGAUAGCCCUGAAGGUGAGAGGAAUAACGAAUUAUUAUUAUAUAUUGAGUUAAACUCAGUGUUAACCCGAACAACCAGCACAACUUUGUUUGAUUAUGUGUACACAUGUAGAUGUAAAUUUACUUCCUUGUUACAUAUUUAAUGCAAGGUUUCCCGAUAUUUUGGUUUCGCUUUCGACCGAAUCGUCACAUCAUUGCUUGUGUUAUGACCCUAGAAAGCAACAUCUAUUUCUUUUAACGGUGUGGCCAUACAAUUAGAGAGUGAUUAUAUGUUCAUCACUGAUCGAAGAUAUGUAAUAAACGAUAAACCCCUAGAGCGCUACAAGCAGCUAAAGUACGUGUAAUACUGACAGGGGCACCCAACGACUGUUUUCUGUAAAAUAUCUGUUCGGAGAAGCAAAUAUUGCCUACAAUUUUCUAUUACAUGAGGACGGCUAAAAAUUUCGUGACGACCCCUCCAUUCAUGUAUAAUUUUCGAAGCGCAACUAAUAAAUUCUCUACGAUUUUCGGAAGUAGAAUUUUUCACAUUUCACUCCCCAGGUUAUCCUAUUUUUCGUAGAAAAGAGGAACGUAAAAUUGUCGGAUUCAAAAAUGUGAUGGAAAGGGGAAUCAGAAACAUUCUCUCCUUCGUAAUACGUUAAAUUGCACCUAAUAUUUUCGGGAAAAUAAUACUGAAACCCUUGUAAUUUCGAAAGUACUCAUGCAAGUUCCCCUAGGAUGACCGAACAGAUACAAACUUCAUAGCGCCGAUUAGAAUGCAUUUCUAGAUAUCUAAAAGUACUCUGGAUAGCCUAAAAAGUGUUUUCAGUGUAUUUAGGAGGAAACUGUCGUUGGGUGCUCCUGUACUGACUUCUUAAAAACUGGCUAGCUGUCUGUCUCGAAGGGAAAUAUAUCUACAAUAAUCUAAACGGAUGUCUUCCGAAAGUAACUAUUUUCAUUGUUGCAUUUUUUUCUAGAUUUUUCAUCCAUUCAACAACAAGAACAGCACUUUCAAGGGGUAAUUUUGACAGUGAAGCCAUAUAUGGACACAGUACUAACCAAGACUGAUCAAGGCCUGGAGGUACCAGUUUUGAGUGUUUUAAAACUGUUUAUUAUAUAAACGGCAGUGUUUUACAAGGAUUUCUACCACCGAGAAAUGUGGUAUCUGAACACACGUAAAAAUACGAUAUUUUUACAUGUGAAGAUAUCGAUAAUUUCACUGACAUUAGGUUUGUCUCUUAAAUUGUACUUAAAUUUGUUGGUGUCGGGUCUUCCUCGAAAGUGCUCGGCAAUCUUCGGCAAUCUUCGGAAAUCUUCGGAAAUUUUCGGAAAUUCUCGCAAAAUGUUCGGGAACGUUCGUCUGGUCUUCGGGACAAUUUGAAAAAUCUUCGGAAAAUCAUCAAAAACGCCGUCAUCAGUAUGUUUAUAUAAUAAAAAGAAUAUUACACGUUAGCUCGAAGAUAUGAAUUUUAUGUUCUCGUGGCAAGAGCAAUAUCUCACUUGUUCGCUGCGCUCACUCGUGAGAUAUUGUUCUUGCCACUCGAACAUAAAAUUCGUAUCUUCUCGCCACCGUGUAAUAUUCUCUAUUUGUUUAUUAGCGACUUCAUUCUUUAAGCCUGAGUAGUUUCUUAAUCAAUGCUUAAUUAAUAAUAUUAUUUAACAAUUAAUGAAUGAGGCUGAGUAUCUUAUGAAGAAUUAUGGAGAUCGAGGAGGGUGUUAUCUGUCGAGGCCGUAGGCCGAGGCGAAUAACACCCUCCGAGAUCUCCAUAAUUCUGCAUGUGAUACGAAAGCCAAAUUCAAUAAUUGUUUUAUUAUUCAUUCAAAAUAAUUCCUAGUUUAAAAACAUGGCUAAAACGUGCUUACCUCCAUUGAUCCGUCGAUGUUAAGUUCAUCUAGUACACAUUUAGGGUCGUUCAGCUCUGCAAAUAUUCUCCAAAUAGCAGAUGUCGCCCUUCAAGUUGCCUUCUUGCUGUUCUUGCCAUGUUUUAAGCUAUUUUUUCGUCUAGUUCUUACUCUUGAAACGAGUGAAAUGUUCGCCAUUUUUCAAGUUCACAACCAAAACAACUCAACCUCAUCCCCAGGUCUUCUCAGUUAACGGUGCAUUAACCUGCAAGAAUACUGCAUUUUUGACGUCAUUUCCUCACUAAACACAAAAUUCUUCCAAAUUUGGUCAUCAGAAACUGGUUAUGGUGAAUUAAACGUGUGCUUUUAGCCAAUCAGAAGCGGGGAAAUAUUUUGAAUGCAUAAUAAUAAAUAAUAAUAAUAUAAUAAUAAUAAAAAAAAUAAUAAUAAUAAUAGAUAUUAGUAUAUACACACUCAGUGAUCUUGGUAAUUCAAGCAAUCUGAUUGGUUAGCUAUCUCGGACUAUGACGUUAUAUUCACCGCGCUAGGCGGGGAAUAUAAAGCCGAACAAAAUCGCUGUCGUGAACUGGGUUUUUUGCCAAAGUUUCAAAGUAAAACCUUUUUGAAAAUACACGAAUAUCCAAGUGCUGAUGACUUUGAAGGCAAGAAAAGACUUCAUGGUGUUUAAACAGCGUGAUUUAUUGUGAAAUGGUUUACUUUAGCUGACUUUUUGUACGCUCGAAGCUAUGUUUACCACUACAGAGGAAAACGAGGUCGCUUUGUCACUGUUUUGUGAUUUCGGGAUUUUCUCACAAGACCAAUUUUGCCUAUAAAUAGAAGUUAAUUUAUGGAGAAGAGAGGAAGGCAAAUAUUUUCGAAAAUUGUACGUGCCAGCAAGUUAACAAGGCAAAGAACUUUGGAGAUAAACAACGCUCACCUUGAUCCCCUUGCGAAAUGAAUUCCCAGAGUUCUGGGAAUUCCUAGGAAUUCCAAUUUAUUCCAAGACAUGCAAAUGAGCAAAGAUAAAAAACCUUGGAAUAUUUGGGAAUACUUGGGAAUGGGUUAAAACACCAGUGGGAAUUUUUGGGAAUUCCUAGGAAUUCCCAAUAAUUCCAAGUUUGAAGGAAACUGUCUUUGGAACUUAUGGGAAUUAUUGGGAAUUGCUAAAACACCAAUGAGAAUUUGUGGGAAUUCCUAGGAAUUCUCAAUAAUUCCAAGUCAUUGUUAACUUGGAAACACUGGCUUAAUUUUUGGGAAAAACGAUAAGUGUUCAAAGGUAAUAAAAAGCGUAAAAAAUUUUAAUAAUCAUUUCUUUAAUUGCCUAUAACAACAAGGAUUUCUUGACAUUAACCAGCAUCUAUAUACAACAUUUAUUGCGACUUAAAUCUUUAAAAAAAAAUUAUCAACAAUAAGCACGAUACUGAAAGCUUAUUCAAAGAGCCACCCGUCUUCUCGUACCUGAGCUUUCCAAACAUGCCCACAACACGUUUUUCAUCGCGGCUUUGCCUAAUAAAAGGUCAUCGCUUCUUGAAAAAACAAUACGAAGUUUUCCUCUCGCUGCUUAUACCUCAAAAGUGUUGGAAUAUUUUAUUUAGCUCUGAAAACGACCGCUUUUUUCAACUUGCUCAUCAUCGAGCAAAAUCAUCCGCCAUGUUUGAGCUAUACUGGUUACCAGUCUCCCCACUAAGUGAACUGCUUCAUCACGUGCGCCUUUUGAACCAAUGGAAAAGUGUGAAAUGAAGUUCCGUUUGGUGAGUUCAAAUUCACGCGGACUUUCAUUAGCAAGAGCACAAGUAUUUUGCAUCCGAAAUUGACGUUAUUUUAAACGCGGAUUGUUCAUUUAUUUUGUUGUUGACACAUGAAACGUGCUUCCAGUCGUGUCCGAGAACGAUAAGUCAGCUGGAUUGUGAAAGGUAAAGGUACGUUCCUGCUUCGUAAUGUGUCUUCUGAUGGUAACCACGUACUCAAAUAAUGAAGCUGGAGAUCAAAGUGGAAUUAUAGAUCGUUCCGAUAUAUGAACACGAAACUUCAAGAUGGCAUGGAAAACCAUUUAUUGGUUCCUUUUUGUUUACUGGAGACAUAACUGUAGUCGUUGUUGCAAAAGGUUGAUGGAAUUCUACGUGAAUAAGCUAAUACUCGAUCAGAUUCUGGCGGAUUUAAUACAGUAGAACCUCGGUAACUCGAACUCGGAUAACUCGAAUUCUCUGCUAAGUCGAACUAAAUUUGCUUUCUCUUGAUCAAGAUUUCACUGAAAUUUACCCCGAUAACUCGAAUUCCCCACUUAAAAUCGAACUAUUUUUCGUUUCCCUUUAGAGUUCGAGUUCACCGCCGGGGUUCUACUGUAGUCAUGAACAAGUAUGUUUAGACGCCAUGUACUACAAGUAUUUUAGUUUCCAGUUCAUUAUUUUGUUCUCAGUUUGAGUCCUGAAUUAAAAGAGCGGCUUAAUAAGGGCUUAGCAGAUAAGCUUGCUGGAAGCAAGUUGGCCUGACUUUUUCUUUUUUUACAUAUAUGUUCCCGCUGUAAAAUUAAUUCAGUCAAGACUCUUUUGCUGUAUUAUUCCAGUUACAAAUGUGUCCCACAAUUUUUCAAUAAUGACUCGAGAACAAUUUAUAUCUCAGGACUUUAAUUGUUUUAUUCAAUUUUUUAAAAAACAACAUGUACCAUAAGAUGUGAUUUUGAACAUUAUUAUCAUAAACUUGUUUAAAUGCAAUUUCCAUGCUUUCUCCAGUUGGUAAUUAAUCAUUAAAUUUGUGUAUACUUUACUAUCCUGGCAUUGGAUCUUGAUUGAUGACAUGAUGUUAAACCUGUAAACUCCUAGAAUUCUUAGGAAUUCCUAAGAAUUCCUAGGAAUUUCUAGGAAUUUAGAACCAGAACUUUUUAAACUGGGAAUUCCUAAGAAUUCCUAGGAAUUCCAAGUCCGAAUUUACCGUGAAAAUUCACACCUACGAUUAGGAUUUUUUUCCUAGGAAUUCCUAGGAUAAUCCUAGGAAUUCCUAGGAAUUCCAAAAGUUAUUUCGCAAGGGUCGCAGCCGCUGUUGACAGCAUUUGCAAGAAGCGAGGAAGAAAACUUUCUCAUUCACGGUGAGUUGACAGAAACAAAUAAAGCUCUACUGAUACUUUUCUUCUCAGAAUUGGGUAGUAAUUUAAAUUUUCGGCGUUUUCUUUUAAACCGUUGGUGCUAAAGCUUACAAAACUCGAUACAAAAGGAUUAAAACUAUCAUUUGCCAUGUUUGAAGAUACUGUAAAGAUCUAACUUUUGCGCAUCCACUGUUUACGGCUUCGUGUUCACGCAUGAAUUUUCACCCGUCAAUCAAACUAAUCGUUUUUUAAUGGUUUCUUUCUGAUUCUGUUGAGAUCACUUCGUGUGAAUAUACUAAAACAAUUAUUCACCUCAGGCUCAGUUAAUAUUGUUGAAUAAUCCUCACCCCUAUUUGGAGGUUUUCAGUGAUAAUGAACCAAUAAUUCAAAUGGAACAAAAUAGACAUAAUAUGGUUAAAAAUCCCAACUGGUAGGUGGCGAACCAGUUGGCUAUUUUACAAAGUCCUUGGGGAAGGGGGGGGGGGGGGGGGAGGUACUUGACUAAUAUUUGGGUAUUGGUGAGCUGCUGAGGGUGGUAUGAAACCCUAACCUUGUUUAGGACAGAGAAAUUCCCGAAAUAAAAACCCUGUUUAGGACUACACCCUCAGUUUUAUUUCCCUGCUAAGGACAAAGGACAAAAAGCAUGCUGCCUUAUUUUACAAUAUUUUAGUCAUGCCUUUAGUUUAUUUGGAGUACCAACAAAUUUCAUCAAGGAAAUUAAAACAUCUUGUAGACAAUACCCUAUGAAUUAUAAUUAGGACAGACUCACAUCAAAAUAUAGACACUGUUUAGGACAAAGUAGCACAAAUUUUCAUACCCUGUUUAGAAAUGAGAGGAUGAAAUCAUGGGCACAUCCCCAUAUAGGCCAUAUAAGGGUUUGUACACCUGUGGGUACAAACUGUGGCCAAGGAUUUGAAUUUGCGGCUACUGAGGACAAAUCCAGCUAGUGGUCAGGGUGAGGAUUGGACGCAGGGCCUCCGUAUUACAAGUACAGCCCCCUUACCUGCUCUGCUAUGCUGCCUCCAUCCCAAUCAGAGAGGUAAUGAGAAUUAAGCAUAGCAUGCACAGUGCACAGUGCCGCGUCCAGACGUUGAGAUAAGGGGGAGAGGGAUGAUAGGGGGGCAGUCUCCAAAAAUAUUUUUUUCGGCACUCCGGGCCUCAGUUUGGGCUAAAGAUGGGGGCGAACCCCCAGGGCCCCUCCCCUGAUCCGCCACUGCAUCACCUCAGAUCAAUUUUCUCGAUAUCUUAACAUUUUUUCCCUCCAUACACUGCUCUAAGAAGGGCGGGGCUAAAAAGAAAAAUUAAAGAAAAUUAGAAGUCAAAACAAAUCAGAACUGAAUGCUUUCCCUCAGCUCCUAAAAGCUCUGAUCCUAAUCCGAGUGCGUGACCGUUUACAUUGUUGUCUUUUGCUUUUGUCUUUUACCUUUUUCCAGGUAUUUGAACUGGUAUCAGCUGAUCUCGACUUGGAAUUUGUACAGUCUUUAUCGCGCGAGCAAAUGAAAGCUCUCUUGAAAGACAUCGGUAACGAAAAUGGCGUCCGAUGGAUUGAAAGAACCGAGACUUUCUCGAUUUCAGGAACUUUUCAACAAGUAGAACAGACUCGUAACCUCUUGAAGGAGACUGUAAGUCAAUCCAAUGGAAUAACUGUUUUCGCUGGCCUGAAAAGAAAAGACAUAUCGCAGGAACGACCGCCAUCUCACAGGGAGAUAGAAAAUCAGGGAGAUGUCAGCCAAAGCACCAAUAAUGGAUCCCACACAGAUGAUAGGAACUCUGCAAUAUCCUUCGAAAUUCCAGAUUUUGAGAUAGAGCCGAAAAUUUUUAAAGUUUUUAUCAAAGCAUAUGAAAAAGAUCUUCACGAUAUGGAAGCCAAGUAUCAUGUCCAGAUACCCAAGAUGGCCGAGGGUAGCAAGUUAAGUUUGAAACCAGAACGUUCGUGUACUGCAAAUGAUUACGAAGAGGCCUGCAACCAGUUUAUCAGCCUAUACCAAAAAAUGUUCCAGCGUGUUAAAAGGGAGCGUUUCUCUCUCAAAAAUGAGAAAAAGGCUGUUCCUGCUCGGGACACGAUAAACAAAAUGGGUAAAAAGUUGCCAAUUUUAGUACAGGUAUCCCAAGAUCGAAAGCACUGGGAGCUCUACGGAGAGGUGGGCCAUAUUGAAGAGGCUUUUAGAUAUCUCGAGCAUGAAGGAGUGGAAAUAAAGAGGGAACAAGAGCAGUUCAUGGAAGAAGAUUCACACGAUUACUCCAGCGGUGUCAAGACAACAAGUAAUCGGCUAGAGACCUUCUUACUAGGCAAGUGAAAUAUCGGUGAUUGUCUGGGUUUAUGGUCCACAAAUGUUAUCUGAAGAUAUAGGUCGAAAUCCAGGGUAGCCUUUCUUUUAGGUAACUGUAGACGCAUCCUUUGUGUUAUUAGUAGGUCCACAGGACGUAUGUCUUUCCCUGCAUUUUUAUCCUCCCUUGACUUUGCGUUCCUGAUAUAAUAAGCUUUUUUACCAUUUAGUGCCCGUAGUAAUUCAUCAGAUAAGUCUUAUCUGUUUUUGAAAUCGUACCAAACGGAAUGACAUCUUUGGAGUAAAACUCUGACUGACUCUAUUUGGAGCAUUAACCCGUUCGUGACCAUGAUAAUACUAUACAACUUUCCUCGACUAUUCCAGCCAUGACUUUAACUGAAAGCGAAGAACUCGGGACAUUAAACUCUUCAUUUUAAGGUGUUUCGAUUCGAUGCAGUUUUUCGCAGACCAUACCGAUGUGUUACAGUCGCCUUAAAAAAGAUUUUAUCCUUGGCCGGAUCGCCAGAAAAUUUUCACCAGUCAUUGACUAUGAAUUAAAGUUUGUCAAAAUGCAGUUUUUAGUAAAAUCGAUAUCACUAUGACAACAAUUAACAAAAAACUGUCAUAUCGAUCAAAUCCGAAUUUCGCGCGAUCUGGAUCUGCUACUAAAAAUCCGACGCCAGGAACUUAACGUGUGGUGUUUAGCGAAUAACCUCCGUGAGAAGGAAAAAAUUGUGUAUGUUUGAAUUCAAAUAAAACGUGAACAUAUUUCAAACCUUAUGUUUUCAAUCGCCGUGAUAAUCAUAAAGUUGAUCUGAGUUAACGUCUUUAGGGUGGGUUCCUUUCGAAUGACCCGGAUCAGGAUCAGUGAUCCGAGAUCACUCGGAUCAUGAUCCAUCAAAAAGACCCGAUGAAUCAUUUCCCAGAAUGGAUUCGUUGACUCCUUUGUUGCACUAUGAUCCGCGUGAUCAUAGGGAUCACUGAUCCUUAAGACCCAGAUCAUGCAAAGGAACGCAUUCAUACGUUACAGUGCCGAACACACUUAGGUGUUAUCAGCCAAUCACAGGUCUCGACAAAGAAAUCUCACUUUCGUAGUUCGUUAGCCAAUUCUAAACGAGAACCUGUAAAGUUUCAAAGUGUCUGUGACGUGGUUGAGUUUCUUUAAUUUUUUAGAUGGAAAAGUGAAGGUUUCAGUUUACAAAGGCGACAUUACAAUGGAAAAAGUCGAUGCCAUUGUAAAUGCUGCUAACGAGGAUCUUAUACAUGCGGGAGGCGUAGCCAAGGCCAUUCUUGACAGAGGAGGAAAGACGAUCAGGGAAGAGUCCAGAGCAAUCAUUCGAAGGUUUGGUGUGCUGAAAGAUGGGGAAGCAGUCACUACAAAACCUGGAAAAUUGCCUUGCAGUGUGGUAAUUCAUGCUGUUGGACCAAAAUGGGAGCGAGUGGAACCGAGGAAAAGCAAAAGGAUACUUCAUCAAGCCUGUCUAAACGCUUUCUCUGAAGCUGAAAAACUAAGCCUGGACUCCAUAGCAAUACCAGCGAUCGGUUCCGGUAUAUAUGGGGUACCGAAAGACGUUUGUGCUGAGGUGAUGCUUGAUGCUGUGGAAGAAUAUGUUACAAUAGUCAGCCGAAAUAAUAAAAAACUUACCGACAUAAGAUUGGUUGACCUAGAUGAUCUCUCCGUUCAGGCCUUUCAAACAGAGUUUCUGUGUCGAUAUGGAGACAAACUUGUAACAGAAAGUAGUAACAAUCUCAAGGGGCAGCCAAGGUCGAAUCGUAGUAGGAAAGGCAAGGGCAAAGGGUCAAAAGGUAGUGGCUCAACGAAUAACUCUCCUGGCAGUUCUGAUGCUCGUGACGAUCAUCCUUUGAGUGCAACAGCCACAUCUUACAGUGGUGCAGUGAAACGAAAUGUGGGCGAGAAGGAUGGGAAAGCGCCGAAAACAGCUGAUGGAGCCAAGACAGACAAGGAAGAGGAAGGUAGAAAUGGUAUUUGUUACGUGCAAAAGCUUAAUAUAUAGAUGAAACCCUGAAUACGCGACGCUCACAUCUCAAAAUCAGUAAAAAAAUAGUAAAUGACUACCAAAUGAAAAUUAAUAUAAUGACAUAGUUAACUGCUGAGAGGUGCAGUACGAGCACUGAUCUAAACCUGAACGACCGACUAUAGACCGUACGGCGAAACUUCUCUACAGACUGCACACGUGCACUUCACUAACUUUAAUGAUCACGUGCUCAGUCGUUUCAAAGUCCCUCGAUCGUGAGAACGUGUUCUUUUGAGAACGACACUAAAACGCGAUACUCAAGACUCAUUACUUUUUUGUUCCACUUAUUGCAAUCUCGUUUUACUCCGAACUGUCAAAUUUAGUCUUAAAGUUACCAUUAUAUUAUCGUAAGAUAUUGCAAACCUAGUAUCACAGCUUCCUCUCCCCGUUUCAACUAUUAAUACAGGUGUAACUGGCGAUAUUAAACGAGAACUAGAGAGUAAGCGGUCUGUUAUCAGCUAAUCUUUUGGCGAAAUGAAUUAGCUGCACGAUCGUAUGAAGAAAUUACCCCUUUCAGUAGCUUGCAAUAAGAAUGAGAAAAGAAAACACUGAGACGAACAGGUAGUUUUACUGUGUAAUCUUACUGAAAAGGGAACUCCCCAAGAGAAUGAUCGAUCAGUUAAUCUCAGUGAUGUUGUUGAUGAAAGAAGAUCGUAAAUGCCGUGAACAAAUGUAAAUCUGAAUGCUAUGGUUGUUUUCCUUUUUUCUUUUUUAGAAAAAUGCCCAAUUUGUCUUGAUCAUAUCACUGGGCCAAGACGUUUGAAGUGUCGGCACGUGUUUUGUUCAGAGUGUCUUCAAAACGCGUUAAAAGUGAGCAACAAGUGCCCAGUGUGUCAAGAACCUCAAGGUGUUCUUCGAGGAAACCAGCCUCGAGGAGAAAUGGAAAGUCAUUGCGAGUCAUUUAGAAGUCUCCCGGGUUACCCAGGUAAUUUUAAAACUCGGUUUACAAGCGACGAUCCGCUGGCGACAGUAGGGAACACAACAGUACUGUUAAAACAGCAAAUAUAGGCUUAAUAUAUGAGAAAAAUCAACAGCAACAGCAACAGCAACAAAAACUCUGCAUGAGCAUCACGCUUUUUGUUCAUUUCUUCGCCGCAAAUGUAAAAUUUUUCUCUCUCUUUCAAUGACAUAUCAGGUUCCAGUCGCUGCUAUUUUAGGUUAACACAGCUGGGUCUCUGUAAAAGCUAAAAUUUGAUUUGGUUGUUUGCCUCUUCAAGUCUAGUGUGACAAAGGUAUGAACCCCGACUGGAAGUGAAUUGACUUGACUGCGCUCAUGCAAUUUCAUUACAAAAUUAUGCUCCCACUAUGCUCCCAUCGAGAAUGGUUUAGAGCAGCGAUUUAAGAGUUAGUGGACUACUUUGAUUUCUGUGGGAGUGUAGCCUGUCAGGUUUAAAACCCUCUUCAAUAUACUACAGCUUGAUUAGUUGAUUCUUGUCAGUGUAAAUUGGUGAAGGAUCUUUAUACUUUGUUUUCCCUGUUUGCAGGGUGUGGUACAAUCAUCAUCCGAUAUUACUUUCCAUCUGGGAUGCAGGGCCCAGAGCAUCCACACCCUGGUCAGCAUUACGAGGGUACUACACGAGAAGCUUAUCUUCCAGACAACCGUGAAGGAAGAGAGGUUUUUCAGCUACUAAAGAGAGCCUUUGACGCUCGGCUGGUGUUUACGGUUGGCACUUCAAAUACAACGGGACGUCCAAAUCAGGUGGUAUGGAAUGAUAUUCAUCACAAAACUAGCAGGAGUGGAGGACCUUAUGGGUAAGAAUUUGUAUUGUAGCCGACCAGGGAACCACUCUAAGGCAAACAUCAGUGAAUUAACAAUACGUUUUUUAAGUAAACCAGUAAUUGUGACUGCUCGGGGUAACCGUGUGAGGGACUAACAUCCCGUCCAGGAUUGAGUAGCAAGAUGUAAGAGGGGAAAGUAAUUGAUAAACUGAAAGGGCUACUUGUUAUUUAGUACACAGCUUUCAAGAAAUAUUGUCCCAGGAAAGCCACUCAAUCAAUUACAAAAUAAUGUAACAAAAUUAUGAAUCAUUAAUACACAAUUCUUCAUCCCUUACAAACAUAUGUUGUUUUGUUUAAAGGUUUGGAUAUCCUGACCCAGAUUACCUGCGGCGAGUUAAAGAAGAGCUGGCUGCUAAAGGAAUCCGCUAAUGAAACUGAGAAACCCUCUUACACUACUGUUCAACUGACAGAAUGAUAAUGUCGUCAGUAAAAUAGGUGUACAUUGCAUGUAGACCGCUACUAAAUCAUUUUUUAUAAGUUUUUAGACCAUUAUGGUUACAUAGAACGAAAUUUAUCUAGGGCGCUCACUACUAAACAGUUGUUCACAAGAGAAAGAACUCGUUCAAGCACAGCGUGGCCUUCGUCAAUGUGAGCAUAUAAGGAAGGGAAGGUGCUUGACAACGUUACACUGUUACUAUUGUUUGAGAUGCAGGGUUACACCUUGUCAAACUGAGCCGCGCGUUAGGGAACCCAGAAUAGGGUAGGCUGUUACGGUUCGGUUGCAAGCAUAAGAUAACCUCAAGGGUUGUGUUGCUUAAAGAAGGAACCCAUUUUUGGAGAGUAAUUUAAAUGCAGAUCUGAACGCUUACAAAGCAAAUUCAGGUUAAUUCUCUUGCCUAUAACUUCACGUUUGGAUUUUCUAAAAUGAAUAGUUAAAAUUUAAAAAUAGUUAAAUGUCUUUGAGCAAAGUAAACAGAAACAUGGAUUUAAUGUUACCUGUGCUUGAUUUUAUAGUGACAAACGACCCCUUCGAAUGCCAUCUUUCAUCUUUGCUAGAUACUAAAUACCAUAAAACGACACGACAUGAAGCCUCGAUGUUCCUUG